UGCAGAGUCACACACAGCUGCACUUGCUUCUCUUAAGGAAACGCCUGUGUGAAUAAUUCUUCAUUCUUCAGUCAUGGCUAAGAAAGUGGCACUCGUGCUUGCUGGCUGCGGUGUGUACGAUGGGAGUGAGGUGCACGAAUCCUCUGCAGUGUUUGUGCAUCUGAGCAGAGCGGGAGCACAGGUUGUAUUCUUUGCACCUAACAUAGAUCAGAUGCAUGUGGUUGACCAUGUGAAGGGACAGCCAACCGAAGAGAAGCGCAAUGUGCUUACUGAGAGCGCACGGAUUGCAAGAGGAAAUAUUAAAGACCUCAAAGAUCUGGAAAUUAGUGAAUAUGAUGCCCUUAUUAUACCAGGUGGUUUUGGAGUCGCAAAAAACUUAUCAACCUGGGCAGUGAAAGGAAAAGACUGCACGGUUUUACAAGCUAUGGAAGUUACUAUCAGGGGAUUCCAUGCUGCUAAAAAGCCGAUUGGUUUGUGCUGUAUAUCACCGGUCCUGGCGGCUAAAAUCCUACCUGGGUGUGAAUUAACAGUUGGCUGUGACACAGAAUGUGAAAAAUGGCCGCACGCAGGCACAGCAGACGCCAUUAAGCAGCUUGGCUGUAAACACGUCAACAAACAAGUCAGUGAAGUUCAUGUGGAUGCGAAAAACAAACUUGUCACCACCAGCGCUUUUAUGUGCAACAGCCCAAUUCAUGAGAUCUAUGACGGCAUCGGAGAAAUGGUUAAGGAUGUGCUGAAAUUAGCUUAAAUUAUUAAGGAAAAGUGAUUACUGUAAUUAAAUUAUAUUUAACUUUAGGUUAUUAACCACUUUGUAUUAAGAUAGGAAAGUGCCCUCUUUACAAACGAUACCAGAAUGCAUUGUCCCAUGUUUGGGACAUUUAUGUGAACCAAAAAUCUGAUUAAAUUAAGCAUCAAUACUUCAAAUGUAAUAGGUCAAUAGUAUUGUUUUGUUGUUGUUGUUCUAUAAAAUAAAGUUUUAUUAUAAAACCUUUA
Messenger RNA from Bombina bombina (fire-bellied toad), 993 nucleotides. RefSeq names its product putative glutamine amidotransferase-like class 1 domain-containing protein 3B, mitochondrial. The coding region runs from base 74 to 748 and encodes 224 amino acids. The record is from RefSeq and is a predicted model, not a curated record. The transcript has 4 exons. NCBI's taxonomy places the organism in Eukaryota, Metazoa, Chordata, Amphibia, Anura, Bombinatoridae.